AUGCUCGACGACCUUGCACGGAUCCUCGCAGAGGCGGUUGACCACGCUGAGAGCUUCCCCUUGAAUCCAUUGCUGUCUUUGGAGCACCCCGAGGACGCUCAGAAGUCCACCGUCCAAGAGCUUUGGAAUGGAUCUGCGGUGCGUGAUGAGAUUCCAUGGGCCACCACCUACAAGUGGAGGUGCCAGCAGACCUUCCAGACACGGAAGUUGGACUUGGUGUGGCUCGAGGACAAGCAGGAGCAGCGGGAGUUAAUGUCCUGCUGGCCUCUGAAAGCCCAACCACUCUCCAGUCGCUGGUUUACUGCAGAACUCCAGUUCCCUGAGGCGUUGGCUGAGCUGGGCAGCUGGCUGGACCAUGGCCGCGCAGCCGUUGUGAAACCGCGACAUGCCGCCUGUGGACAGGGCCUCACAGUGCUCCAGCCGGGUGCCACGGAGCCAGAGAGGCUCCAAGCACUAGAGGACGCCUUCAAGGUGGAAUGCAAGAAAGGUGAGACCUGGCAGCUCUACCAGGUCGCCAAGGGUGUGGGUGUUGAGGAGGUGUAUCCGAGCGUCGGGGCCAGUCUCAAGGAGCCGGAUCGUCCCUUAGAGCUGAAGCUCCAGACGUCGCAGGACGUUUGGAUCACUGCCGAUGGCCACGUGCUCCGCUGCGACGCCCGGAAGGGCGGCAUCCGCCGGAAGUACGGGCCGCUUCCCGAAUGGAUUUUGGAUGGUGGCCUGGAAUCCCUACUGAAGGAGCAUUGGGAGUUCUUGGUGACAGAGACUGAAGCCAUUGCUAGGUGUUGGGGCUUGGAUGAGGUCCGAGUGGAUUGGUUUUUGGGGAUCCUUGGCUCAGAAACUGGAUGGGAGCAGCUGAUCUGA
Messenger RNA from Durusdinium trenchii, 858 nucleotides. The record is from the annotation of a GenBank genome assembly. Lineage: Eukaryota; Dinophyceae; Suessiales; Symbiodiniaceae.